ACUUAUAUUAUGGGCAACAAAAGACGACAGCGACAUUUUGUGAUGCAGUCGUGAGAAGUUUAAAAUAUUUUGACAUGUUGGCAUCAUCAAAACAACAUUUCAAAAGUGAUCUUUUCGGUAAACUUCUCGAAUAAUAGAGAAUGUAAGUGAUGUAGCAUUGCUGUCUAUUAUGUCAAGGAAGGGAGACACAUACCCCAACCUUCGUUCCCGUAAAUCCAAAAUGGUACCCUACGUUCAUUCCCACGAAUCCCCUAUUUCAAGUGAAGACGAGACAGCUUUGAUUCCUAAGCCAAAUUAUAGCAAAAAAACAAGUUAUCAUGGAUCUGAAAGACGUAGUCAGCCUUCAGAUAGAAGCAAAGGAACAAAUGGUGAAGUGAUCGGUGGUGAUCUUGUUGAUAUUGAUGACCGAGGCGGUGGUAGAAGAGAUCGAGAAAUUAUAGAAGGUGAUCUAGGAACUGGAACUCGUGUUAAAAUGAGUAAUGCAGCAGAAACCAAUCUUGCUGGCACCAUGGAAACGUGUUUCAUAGAGAAUGGAACAGAUACUCAGCCACUGUUAGGAGGAAGUGAUUCAGGUGAUGAUGGUGUAGAAAUAGAAAUAGUGGUGACAGAGGACACUGGUGAAACGUCUUUACAAAUAUGUCUACAGGUGACGCUGCCAUACAUUAUUGCAGGGUUUGGAAUGGUCCUUGCAGGAAUUGUCCUAGAUAUUGUCCAGCACUGGCCUGUAUUUGUGGAAGUUUCGGAAAUAUUUGUACUAGUUCCUUCACUGCUAGGACUAAAGGGUAACCUGGAAAUGACCCUUGCUUCAAGAUUAUCUACACAGGCACAUUUAGGUAACAUGGAUAAAAAGUCUGAAAAAUGGAAAAUGAUAGGUGGAAACAUGGCACUGAUUCAGGCUCAGGCUAUAGUUGUAGGGUUUCUAGCAUCAGUGGUUGCCAUGGUGAUGGGCUGGAUACCAGAAGGAAAGUUUAAUGUUCACCACGGCCUCUUACUAUGUGCUAGUAGUAUGUGUACUGCAGCUGUUGCCAGUUUCGUUCUUGGUGCUAUAAUGGUGGGAGUGGUUUUAUUAUCAAGGCGGUGCAAUAUAAACCCUGACAAUGUAGCCACGCCCAUAGCAGCAAGUCUUGGUGACCUCACUACUCUAGCGUUGUUAUCUGGAGUGGCUUGUUUAUUAUAUAAAUCUAUAAAUACUCAACCUUGGUUAGCCCCUGUGAUGGUGGUUUUAUUUAUUUUAUUGACACCCCUGUGGAUCUAUAUAUCUCUACACAACCAUUAUACAAACCAUGUUAUUUACUAUGGCUGGGUACCAGUACUUAGUGCAAUGGUUAUAAGCAGGUAGGUUUUGUUUGUUUGU
Molecule: messenger RNA, 1354 nt
Organism: Ruditapes philippinarum (Manila clam)
Lineage: Eukaryota; Metazoa; Mollusca; Bivalvia; Venerida; Veneridae
Product: solute carrier family 41 member 1-like
Exons: 7
Coding region: 170-1339 (389 amino acids)
Biological process (GO): monoatomic cation transport
Cellular component (GO): plasma membrane
Molecular function (GO): monoatomic cation transmembrane transporter activity
Source: RefSeq, a predicted model, not a curated record